UCUAGCCCUCCGUUUGGUCUCCCUUGUUUUUCCCCUCUUUCUCUGUUCCAAAUGCCGGGCUUCAGUAGUGGGGGGGUCGGGGGAGGAGUAGGUGGCCCGGCUUCCACUCCUCCCCAUCCAUUUCGGCCCAGUCGUUAUGUCCCGGUGUCUGCAGCCACCACUUUCCUUGUCGGCUCCACCACACUCUUCUUCUGCUUCACGUGCCCAUGGUUGUCGGAGUACUUUUCCUCUGUCAUUCCCAUUUAUAACGCUGUGGUCUUCCUCUUCACCCUCGCCAACUUCUGCAUGGCUACUUUUAUGGACCCUGGAGUCUUCCCCAGAGCGGAGGAGGAUGAGGAUAAAGAGGAUGAUUUCCGCGCUCCACUCUACAAGACGGUGGAAAUCAAAGGCAUCCAGGUGCGCAUGAAAUGGUGCUCCACCUGCCGCUUCUACCGCCCGCCACGCUGCUCGCACUGCUCUGUCUGCGACAACUGUGUAGAGGACUUUGACCACCACUGCCCCUGGGUGAACAACUGCAUCGGCCGGAGGAACUAUCGAUACUUCUUCCUCUUCCUAUUGUCGCUCACCACUCACAUCAUAAAUGUGUUUGGCUUUGGCCUGGUCUAUGUGCUGCACCACCGCCAGCAGCUGGACACGCCGCAUGCUGCUGUUACUAUGGCUGUAAUGUGUGUGGCUGGUCUGUUCUUCGUCCCAGUAGCUGGCCUGACUGGGUUCCACAUAGUGCUGGUGGCACGCGGUAGGACUACAAAUGAACAGGUUACAGGCAAAUUUCGGGGAGGCGUUAACCCUUUUACCAACGGCUGCCUGAGGAACAUCUCGCAUGUGCUCUGUAGCUCCCAGGCCCCCAGGUAUUUGGGUCGCUGGCGGGGCCCACAGACUGUUGAAGUACAGCCCCCAUUUUUGAGGCCGCCCCUCACGGAGGCACAGCUAGAAGCCAAGGUCCUGGACAAUGGCAUCCAGAAUGACCGACACAGCACUCGGUCCAAGAGCAGUCUGGACCAGAUGGAGAGCCAGUCAGCAGACGCGGAGCCUCCCCCGCCUCCUAAGCCGGAGCUCCGCUACCCUGGUCUGCCCCGCACUGACACUGAGGAGAGCAGCUUGUUGACCGACGCGCCUCCUACUCCUUCAAUGUACAAGUACCGGCCAGCCUACAGCAGCCCGGGGAGAAACCACUCCGCACUCACUCACCCCAACAAGAUGAUCCGUGGGGAGAGCCUUGACUCUCCGUCCCCUUCCAUCCUCCAGUCUAGCCACCAGCUCAGCUAUCGCUCGGAGCCCAGCAGCCUGGAUGGGGCCACAGUGGUGGGAGGAGGUGUAGGGGCACGCAGAGGAGGAGGGGAGAGGGGCGAGGGUCCCGGAGGCCCUGGUGGGCCGGCUGGAGUGGUCUCAGGGGGCAUGUCGGGUUACUCCCUGGCUGGGCGCUCCUACACCUCCUACCCAUCCUCCUUGGUCCUGUCCACUGGUGGCUCCCGCUCCUCAAGCCUGCGCUCAGCGCACACAGCACACAACGUGCUGGCCACACUCCAAUCAGAGGGCACCACAGACACCAGCUACAAGAGCCUGGCCAAUCAGACGCCUCGGAAUGGAAGCCUGUCCUAUGACAGCCUGCUGACGCCAUCCGAGAGCCCUGAGUUUGAGUCGGCUGCCCACGAGCUGUCGCCGCAAAAGCCACGCGCCCCGUUUCCCCAGGCAUCAGGGGUAAAUGUUGCAAACCAGCCUGAGGCAUCCUCAGUCGGUGCCCCACUGCAGGGCUACACGUCGCCCUUCCUCUCCGCUCAGAUAGCCCAGCAGAGGGAGGGGCAGCUGUUCCAGGGCUCCGCCUCUUUCUCCUCCCCCCACAGGGCCUACCUGCGUGCCGUGAGCCCACUCCCUCCCUCCUCUGGCCCUCCUGAGAACCUGCAACUGCUCCAUCACAACCAGGACUCCUCGCGCCGACCCCCUCGUGCCUCCUCCCAGGCCCCGCCCUCCUCAUCCUCCUCCCCUCGGGCUCGCUCAUUGGAGCCCCCUGUCUCCCCCCCACCUCGCGGCCCUUCCCUUGGCAAGUCCCAGUCUUACACUGGCGAGGCGGGGCCUCAGCACAAGCUACGGCCUACAGGUGGGGGUACUGUGUCGGGAGGGGGAGGAGCCAGAGGAGGGCCACAGGCUCCACAAUCCACCUCUCGCCCGGGCUUGGCCAACCACAGCACGUCCAAACCAGGGGGCGGGGUGAAGAAGGUGACUGGCGUCGGAGGGACCACCUAUGAAAUAUCGGUUUAAGUGCCGAAAGUCCUCCAUGGCCUAUCGGGCGGAGGAAAAUGAUUCCACUUGGACGACUUCCACUUCUCUCUCAGUUGGGCUGGAUAUUAUUCGUUUCUAUAAUCUAACCCAGGACCUCAUCUCUCACCUUGUUUCCUGAUGCAGUGGACCGACUGGAUGGGACUGUCUGGUACUCUUUCGUAUCUUUGUAAUGCCAAUGGCUGUUAUUCUCUCGCCAGCCUUUCAUAUAUGAACAAACCGCGAUUGAAACAGAGCUGGGGAUCAUCAAUGUGUUUUUACAUUAUAAAAUGGCCUCCUAAGCCACUCUGCGAGCCAUAGGUUCAUGAGACUGACGGCUGGGUACAGAAAUUGACCAUAGAACAGGCGUAGCUUCUCGCCAGUGCACUGUUUUUCCCAUGGUACAGCCCCUAAAGAAAGUUGAGCCUUUGAGCUUGUGGAUAUGGACCUGAUGACGGUUAGAAACACUGACUUCCUCUUCUGUGGUCUGAAAGGCACCCCACAACCCGUUAAUCCGAGGUUAGAUCCACUAAGAGGCAGUAGUCCGACUCUUGACAGGAGGGAAUAACGUGUUGGCACCCUUAAACACAGUAUCAUUUUAGUUUUAUAAAUCUUUUUUAAAAUAUUGUUUUAUAUAAAUGUGUAAAAAUAAAAAAUCAGAAUUACUGGGUGAAAAUGGUCGGGUGUUGGGGAUGGCUAAUGAUAACGGCAGCAAAGUGGACUGUAUAACUGCUCAUGAAAGCGAGUUUAAAUCAGCUGCCCGUUUCGUAACUGAUGGCUGCAUCAGCCAAUCGCGAGCUCUUUCUGGAAUUCCCAUCAUCCAAAGAGAAUGAUGAUCCCUGAACGGACAGCUGUAAUGGCGGAUAAAUGAGUCGUGUCGGAAAGCCACAAAGAAAUUUCUGAAUCGUGAUUGCAGCACAAGCAUCUUUGUGGAAUGUACGCUUGUGACGUGUCUGCUAGAUACAUUAUGCAAAUUCUCUGUUCGUAGCUUUAAGAUGAGUGUCUGUCUUUUCGGUGUUUGUUUUUGGGGGGUUUUUUUCUGCAAUGUUUUGUCUGUCAAUCAAGAUGCUAGACGAACCUUAUACCUUUAAUGGAUGGCCAGCCAAAUAGGGGAGGGGGCUUAUUUAUUUCAGACAACAAAACCUUGUAGUUCUGGACACAAUUCCAAACCAGUUACUGGAUUUUUUUUUAGCAAUUCCUUAAUUAUUAUUAUUAUUUUUUUUUUACAUUUUUUUUUCAUCUUUUCGAGUAAAGGAAGCAGGAUAUUCUGAGUGGCUAAAGUGGGGUUUUUUUUGUUGGUUUUUUUUAAUCGCAAAUUAUGAAUUGUUUUAAGAAAACUGUUUCAGGAAGAUGAAGGGACUGGUUUGCAAUUGGGUACUGUCUUGACUGGUAUUUGCCUUGAGACCAGAGCAAAGCAAGCGCGUUUUAAUUUUUUUUUUCUAUUUGUUUUUACACUUCUGAGAAAUGACUAUGGGCAGGUUAGGAUCUUUUUUUUUUUUGUCGUUUCAUGUUUUGCCCUGUUUAAUUUUCUUAAGGCCUUUUAAUGGUACAGUUCACUUUCUGUCCAAAACGUCUCGAUCAGAAUGACCAGGCAUAGGAAUGUGUGCGUGUAUGUUGCUUGUAUGUUUGUCCAUUACGGUUGGGUGUUUCCAGGAAGUUGUCAACCCCCCCCCCCCCCCCACUUGAUCAAAAUUCAAACAAAAAUUAGAAAUGCUGAAAUUGUGAAUGUUGAAAGCUGGCUGGAUGUUGGCACUUUCAUUUUUGAAGUAGUACACGCUUGAAGCACACAUAGGUAUCACCAUUGAGUCCAAGUGACUGUUAUUAGAGUUUGCGACCCCCCCCCCACCACCACCCCCACCCCAGCUACUGUCUUUGGUGUGCAUGUGAUUCCGUUGUGUUGAAUGCAUUGCUGGUGAGAAUAUACUUUUCUAAUGCCCGCCCGGUCCACGUGCGGGUGGCUACGAUAAGUAAAGCGGAAGCAUUAAUGGCACAAGCAGCAGUCAUACAGAGGAGGGGAGAGCCUGUGUAGACCCCUUUCUGCUCUGGUCAAGGAUGGUGGCCACCCAACAAUUGGAAACCAUGCGAGUACAUUACGUAUUGUUGUGUACCAGAAUAAAUACCGCAACUCUGGGCUGUGAUGAAUGGAAUGAAUUUAACAAAUAUCUGUAAUGAAUAUGUUGAGACAUUUCCAAAAUGGCCUUAUGAAGAAUUUUUAAAGAUGUCUUCUCAGAAUAAAAAAAAGAAAAGAAAAAAGGUCAAACUAAUGAAAGGUGGGAUGUGAUGUGAAUCUAAAAAAAGUUGUCAAGCCAUUAUUUAAAAAAAAAAUUUAUGUCUACUCACCACCCCUGACUUUGGUGUUGUAACACUCACAUCAGCUGGACGUCAAGAUAAAUAAACACACAUCAAGCA
Molecule: messenger RNA, 4662 nt
Organism: Lampris incognitus (smalleye Pacific opah)
Lineage: Eukaryota; Metazoa; Chordata; Actinopteri; Lampriformes; Lampridae
Gene: zdhhc5b
Product: zinc finger DHHC-type palmitoyltransferase 5b
Exons: 11
Coding region: 52-2256 (734 amino acids)
Biological process (GO): protein palmitoylation
Molecular function (GO): palmitoyltransferase activity
Source: RefSeq, a predicted model, not a curated record